Drosophila ficusphila is the source of this 2267-nucleotide messenger RNA. Its product is annotated as protein trapped in endoderm-1. The transcript has 3 exons. Gene Ontology annotation, cellular component: membrane. Gene Ontology annotation, molecular function: G protein-coupled receptor activity. The record is from RefSeq and is a predicted model, not a curated record. Gene Ontology annotation, biological process: G protein-coupled receptor signaling pathway. The coding region runs from base 306 to 2045 and encodes 579 amino acids. Lineage: Eukaryota; Metazoa; Arthropoda; Insecta; Diptera; Drosophilidae.
UCAAUUGUUGUAUACAAUAAAAUGUGUGUUGUUGCUGCUGCUCCGAUUUUCUUUUGUUUUCCUUUUUUCGAAACUUAUUCUAGUUCGCCGCUGCCGCUGCCGCUGCCGCUGGUUUUUUCUCAAUAUUUCGUACGCUUGGCUGGCUGCUUGGCGGCUGCUUUCGGGCCCACUUUUUUUUUUUUUUUUUUUUUUUUUUUUUUGGGUGGGAACAAUGUGUAUGUGUGAACGCGGAGAAUUCAGUUUUAGUACAAAUUCGGCGCAGGAACGAGCAACGCGCCCUCUCGCCGACCACAAAGUACCUCGCGAUGUUCCCGCCCGGCCAGAGUCCGCUUCCGAUUUCGAUACCGCUUACGAUGCCGCUUACGAUGCCGCUGCCAGUGGCGUAUGCGAUCAGAAAGGCCGAGCAGGACGAGCAGGGGAUUCCCCUGGCGGAGAGCCUGGACCUCGACGGGGACGUGGACGUGGACAUGGACCCCAGUCUCAAUCUCGAUCUGAAUCUGAAUCUCAACCUGAAUCUGGAUGACGGACGGCAGGUGCUGUUCAAGGGCUACUCGGACGAGCUGCUGACCUUCGCCUGGGUGGCCUGCAUCGUGUUCAUUAUCGUGGGCGUGCCCGGCAACCUGCUGACCAUCGUGGCCCUGUCCCGGGGAAGACAGACCCGCAACUCGACGGCCAUCUUCAUCAUCAACCUCUCCUGCUCGGACCUGCUCUUCGGCUGCUUCAACCUGCCCCUGGCCGCCUCCACCUUCAAGGAGCGGGCCUGGACGCACGGCGACCUGCUCUGCCGGCUCUUCCCCAUGCUGCGGUACGGCCUGCUGGCGGUCUCCCUGCUCUCCGUCUCGCUGAUCACCAUCAACCGGUACAUCAUCAUCGCCCAUCCCAGGCAGUAUCCCAGGAUCUACCAGAGGCGGUACCUGGCCCUAAUGGUGGCCGGCACCUGGGUGACCACCUUCUCCAUCAUGAUUCCCACGUGGAGGGGCGUGUGGGGCAUCUUCGGGCUGGACGAGAGCAUCGGGUCCUGCUCCAUCCUGCACGACCACUAUGGCAGGUCGCCCAAGGAGUUCCUCUUCAUCGCCGCCUUCAUGGUGCCGUGCAUCUGCAUCGUGAUCUGCUACGCGCGGAUCUUCCUGCUGGUGCGCCAGGCGGCCAUUCGGGCGGGGACCGCCGGCAAGAGCACCGCCAGCGACGUGACCCCCAGUUCCACCACCCAGCACCACCAGCAGCAACAAGUGCAGAACCAGGCGAUGGCCAUGCCACGGAGGCCGGAGAAGGCCAGCUCGUCCAGCGGGGAGGCGCAGGAGCCGGGGGCAGGGCCGCCACGCCCCUUUGUGGUGGAGGAGGAGCUGGCCUACAUCGACGACGACGCCUCGACGGCCAGCCUGCCCAUCUCGUACAGCCUGCGAAGGAGGGAGCAGGAGCAGGAGCAGCAACUGCCACCCGUGGACGCCAACGUGGUGCUCAAGGAGCGCGAGAGGGAAAGGGAGAGGGAAAGAGAGAGGGAUAGGGAACGGGAGCAGGAGAAGAUCAGCCUGAGCCGCAGCCAAACGCAACUGGAGAUGGGCAGGCACGCCGGAAAGAACCCCAACCCCAUCACCACCUCGCUGCGCACCUCGUUCACGCGGUUCAGCCCGCGCAAGUCGCACUACGCCUCCAUGGGCAACACCUCGAACGCCUCCUCGAUCUACCCGGGCAGGAUGAGCGCCAAGGACCGGCGGCUGCUCAAGAUGAUCCUGGUGAUCUUCGUGUGGUUCGUCAUCUGCUACCUGCCCAUCACGGUGACCAAGAUCUGGAAGAGCGCCACCGAGGUGCACUGGUUCAACAUCGCGGGCUACCUGCUCAUCUACCUGACCACCUGCAUCAACCCGCUGAUCUACGUCCUCAUGAGCUCCGAGUACCGGCGGGCCUACUGGAACCUCCUGCGCUGCCACGGCUCGUCCCCCGAUCCGCACAAGCAGCGGACCCACGCCCACGCCAACGCCAAUGCCAAUGCCCACGCCAAGCGGAAGCUGCAGGAGUCCAGCCGCCAGCCGAAGGCCACCACGUGACUCCUCAGCUUCCGAGGGCCUAAGCCCAAGCAUCCAAACAUCCCCGGCGACCUCCGACCUCCGUCUCCGUCUCAGUGGGACUUGAUAUGUGUGUGCCAUGCGUCCGUCUAGUGUGGAAUGGAAUGGAAUGGAACGUGGUGGAAUGGAAUGGGAUAGAAUGGAAUGGGAUAGAAUGGAAUGGGAUAGAAUGGAAUGGGAUGGGAUGGGUUGGUAAGGAACGAG